This is a messenger RNA of Ostrea edulis (European flat oyster), 3042 nucleotides long. Its product is annotated as patched domain-containing protein 3-like. The coding region runs from base 1 to 2589 and encodes 862 amino acids. NCBI's taxonomy places the organism in Eukaryota, Metazoa, Mollusca, Bivalvia, Ostreida, Ostreidae. The transcript has 3 exons. Gene Ontology annotation, cellular component: membrane. The record is from RefSeq and is a predicted model, not a curated record.
AUGGGAAAAUGUGAAAAUUGCUAUGAAAAAUAUGAAAGAUUUACUGAAGACAUCUUUGCAAAAUUGGGUGGUUUUAUCUCAAAACAUCCGAUAACAAUUCUAGCCAUCUGCAUUUCAGCAAAUCUGCUUUGUUUGCUUGGUUUCAUAAAUAUAUCGGUUGAAAAUGAUGUGGAGGUCCUGUACACCCCAGAGAAAAGCCAAUCAUUUAAAGACCGAGAAUUUUUGAAAAAUGUUUUUUCUGAUCCAACAACCAGCAAUUUUGAAUCAUAUCAGUUGGCGACAUUUGGCAGAUAUGCAGACAUAAUGAUUAUUUCAAAGAAUACGUCAGACAUCAUGAAUCAGUUCUACGUUGAUGAAAUAAACAAUAUUGAUGACUUCAUCAGGAAUUUGAUAACUAUUCAGGAACCAAGUGGAUCAACUUACAAGUAUGCUGAUGUAUGUGCCUUAAGCAAUUCUGGAUGUAAUAUAUUUGGAAACAUCGUUUUGACACCAAAUUUUCAACAACAAUUCGUGUCUAAAAAUGUAUCAUUUCCUAUGUUUAAUUCAAAUGUAAUUUCUCCUCUUUUUGCACGUUCGGAAACCAACAAUUCCAUGCUUCUUUCCACUAUCGGGGUAAAGUUGCGAUACUAUCUCCGACAGAAUACGUCAUUGUCCGAGAUGUGGGAACAGGCAUUUUUAACACAAAUCACUAAUUUAAAAACAAACAUAACAGAUAUUGGGUUUGCAACUUCCGAUUCUCUUGGAACAGAGCUUGACAAAAACACAAACGGGGACAUCAAGUUUUUCUCGCUGACAUUCACCCUGAUGAUGACAUACGCUUGUCUGGCGUCAGCCUCGCCUUGGCUGAAAUGUAAUAACAUAGCGAACAGACUUAAUCUAGGGAUAGCGGGAGUCAUUGCACCAGUCUUGGCGAUCGGGUCUGCCCUUGGAUUUGUUUGUGGAAUAGGGGUGAAAUUUACCAAUAUUGUGGGAGUUAUGCCUUUCUUGAUAAUUGGAAUAGGCAUUGACGACAUGUUUAUUUUGAUGUCUGGAAUGGCUGAAGCACCAUCCUUGUCGACUGAGUCAAUAGAAAACAGGAUGAAACACAUGCUGAAAAAGACCGGGAUAGCAAUAAGCAUAACGUCUAUCACAAAUCUUCUGGCAUUUGCUAUUGGAGCAUCCUCUGUAUUCAUCAGCAUCAGGAAUUUUUGCAUAUUUACCGGGGUGGCCGUAUUAUUUUGUUAUUUCAAUCAGCUAUUUUUCCUAUCGCCGGCAAUUUGUUUGAAUGAAAAACGAACAAAGGAAGAACGACAUUACUGUUUAUGCUGUCUGAAAUUGAAUAAAGAAAAUUCGGGAAAUUCAACAGUCGAAGACAAAAUGCAGACAAAUAUUUGCAUGUCCGGUAAAAUCCCAGAAACACGAGAAGAUGUAGAGAGCUUUCUGGAAAAAUAUCCUAAACAAAUUGCUAUCAGAGUGCUUUCUCAUAUUGCAGGAAAAAUUAUAAUAUGCAUUUUGUUUUUGGUAUAUAUAACAGCCGCUAUCUAUGGAACAGUCCAUUUGAAACAGGGUCUUCUUUUGUACAAUUUAGUUUCAGAAAAUUCUUAUUUUUAUAAAUACAGCUCUUGGGAUGACAAGUUUUUUACUGUCGAGCUGGUCAUUGCGAUAUGCAUUAAAACUGAGCAGAAAUAUUCCCUACCCUCAACACAAUAUCACGGCUCGGUAAUCAUAUCCAAAGCUAAGCAAGAUCCAGCGAUAGAUGACACUUUUGAAAUUAACUGGUUACAAGCUUACAAGCGAUCUCCAUUCUAUAACAACAAUACUGAAGUCAAUUUCAUUAAUGGUUUGAAAUCCUUUCUAAACAGCGCGCCCCGUUUUUCAAAUGAUGUAGUUUUUGACAUUUCUGAAACAAAAAUCAUAUCAUCAAAAUUUUAUGUGAAAGCUAUCAACAUAAAAUCUACAGAGAGUCAAGGAUCUUUGAUGAAACGAUUGCGUGAAAUAAGUGAGUCUGCGUCACUCCCAUGCUUCUUUUUCACACCGGCCUUCAUAUUUUUUGAACAAUUCGUACAAAUAUUACCCAGUACUUUACAAACUGUUGGUAUAGCAGUUGUCGUUAUGUUGGUUGUGACGCUUGUUUUCAUGCCUAAGCCGUUGAUGGUUGUUACCGUUGCUGUAACAUUGGUGAGUAUCAUUGUUGGGAUAUUUGGUUUCAUGUACUUUUGGGAUCUGACCUUGAGUUCAAUCACAAUGAUCCACCUCGUCAUGAGUGUAGGGUUUUCGGUAGAUUUUAGCGUACAUAUAUGUCAUGCAUUCUUAUCGGCCAGAUUUGAAAAUGAUGUGAUAAAAAAGGCUAUAGAUAAGGCGGGUGGACCUGUUUUCAAUGCCGCUCUUUCCUCUUUGCUUGGUAUACUAAUGCUAGCCUUUUCUAGUAGUUACAUAUUUCUCUCAUUUGGGAAGGUCAUGUUUCUUGUGAUUAUAUUUGGACUGAUUCAUGCAGCCUUAUUCCUUCCUUUGCUCUUGUUUGGUUUCAUAUCAUUGGCAAAUAAGACAAGGGUUGCGAAUGCCGAGAAGAAGACAGGUUCUUCUGUUAGAAACCUGAAUGCGACGAAUUGAUAUAUUUUCAUAAAUGAAUUUAAUGAAGACUAAAGGAUAUUGUCAAUGUGAUGUCUUCUUUGUGAGUAACUGUAAUGUAUUCUUAUAUCAUAUCGAUUGAUUGAGUGAUUGUAUAUUGCUUAACGUUCCUCUCGAGAAUAUUUCACUCAUACGGACACGUCAUCAUUGCCAGUGAAUGGUUUCAAAAUUUAGGCCUUUGCUCGGCACUUAUGACUGUGGUACACGGAACCUCUGUUUUCGUAGUCUCAUCCGAAGGAUCGCCCCAUUACUCGCCUGUUAUGAAAAGCACGGAGUACGAAUGAUCUAUUCUAAUCCAGAUUUCCACGGGGUUAUAUCAUAUCGACAUUUAGUGAACAUUGAAUUAAUAUAAUUCACAUUGAAUAAUUCUAAUUUAUGGACAUUAAAUUAUGUUUAAGUAACCUGCCUCUCUCUCUGCUCUCUCUCUCUCUCUCU